Molecule: messenger RNA, 816 nt
Organism: Cyanidioschyzon merolae strain 10D
Lineage: Eukaryota; Rhodophyta; Bangiophyceae; Cyanidiales; Cyanidiaceae
Exons: 1
Coding region: 1-816 (271 amino acids)
Molecular function (GO): S-adenosylmethionine-dependent methyltransferase activity
Source: RefSeq, a predicted model, not a curated record
AUGGACGCGUUUGAGCACGAAAACCGAUACGUGCAUGCCGUUUACGAGGCUAUCGGAGACCAUUUCAGUGCCACUCGAUAUCGCACAUGGCCAAGAGUUCAAGCGUUUCUGGAACAACUCGCACAUGAGGCGCUCGUCCUGGACAGUGGUGCCGGCAAUGGCAAGUAUGCGCUGCCUGUUCUGCGCCAACACGGUUACUACAUCGCUGCGGAUCGUUGCCGUAGACUCCUGCUCCGCGCUCGUUGGCAGUCUGAUGCUUUGGAGGCUCAAGAGACGGCGCUGCUACCCGUUGAAUGCGUACAAGCGGAUUGCCUAUUUUUGCCGUUCCGCUCUGGGGUGUUCGAUGUUGCCCUGAGCAUUGCGGUGAUCCACCAUGUGGCAACGGCACGACGCCGCGUUGGUGCUGUGGUGGAGCUGGGGCGAGUACUUCGCCCUACUGGGCAUGCCCUGGUGUACGUCUGGGCUUUGAGAGCGAUACCGCUGAAGCUACGAUCACGUGCACAAUCAACCAUGGACGGGUACCUGCUACCGUGGCAUCACAAGCGGUCAACAGGCGCCGACGCUUUACCACAGAAAAAAUCGGACAGUCCAUCUCAAACAUACUUCCGGUUCUAUCAUCUAUUCGAGGAAGAUGAGCUGCGCAUGCUCGUUGAAGAGGCCAACGCAGUCUCCAAGGAGGGCGCAGCGACCACAUGGACGCUGCGGAUCACAGGGGAAACCUUUGAUCAUCAGAACUAUGUCGUUGAAUUUCAGAGACAGAACAUUCACGCGUUAUUGGAAGAUGCCGCGGAUAACAUCCUGCAUCCCAGCAUCUGA